Tupaia belangeri chinensis (Chinese tree shrew) is the source of this 1949-nucleotide messenger RNA. It is a transcript of the gene MAP1LC3B, whose product is annotated as microtubule associated protein 1 light chain 3 beta. Lineage: Eukaryota; Metazoa; Chordata; Mammalia; Scandentia; Tupaiidae. The record is from RefSeq and is a predicted model, not a curated record.
AACAGAGAAUAGAAGAUGUCCGACUUAUUCGAGAGCAGCAUCCCACCAAAAUACCGGUGAUAAUAGAGCGGUACAAGGGUGAGAAGCAGCUUCCCGUCUUGGACAAGACCAAGUUCCUGGUACCUGACCAUGUCAACAUGAGUGAGCUCAUCAAGAUAAUUAGAAGGCGCCUACAACUCAAUGCUAACCAAGCCUUCUUCCUACUGGUGAACGGACACAGCAUGGUGAGCGUGUCCACGCCCAUCUCUGAAGUAUAUGAAAGUGAGAAGGAUGAAGAUGGAUUCCUGUACAUGGUCUACGCCUCCCAGGAGACGUUUGGAAGGAAACCGUCAGUGUAAGACUAGAAAAAGGCAGCUGCUAUACAAUUUAAAACCCUACCAAGGAAAAAAGGGAUAUUACCAACUGAGAUUGAUCAAGUUCAUCUAGUCACACAGAUCAUCAAAACAGUAGUGUUCCCACCUAGGAGUUUUAGGAAGUUGUUUUUGUAUUUCAAGCAGAAAAACUGAGCUCCAAAUGAGCGAAUUCAGCUUUGGAAGACUCUAUUAUUUAACCUAGACCACCUUGUUUUAAAACUUUAGAGGCUUAAAAAUAAAAUACUUUGCAUUCUAAUUUGCCAAUAUAAUAGACCUUAAGUUAUUUUAAUGUUCUUUUUUCCCCCAGUAGGAACCUGCAUUGUGAGUGGGAGCUUAACAGGCAUUCAGAGUGGUAGGAGUCUUCCUUCUGAGCAGAACUACCUUUUUAUAGGCGGCUUCUACUCAGCUAGAGAGAUCUCCCUGAGAGAAGCUUUAAGCAUAAGGUGUCACGGAUAACCACUCCUCCCCCAACACGUUUGCCGUUAACAGCUGGCACAAGAGCAGGAGCAAGGGGGCAGCAGCAGCCAGUAGUAAGCUGCUGCCCCGGGCUCCUGAUUGCUGACAGACGUACACCUAAGCCCCCUGCUUGCGGUGUUUUGAUUUGUUCUCUAGACAGCUACAGACAGAUAGCACUGCUUCAUAGGAACCUUGAAUGAUUUUGUUUUUGUCUAGUUUCUUAAAAGUCCCAAGAAAAAAAGUGGCGUUUCUUCUGUUUGGGAUUUUCUCUUAGACUUCAAACUAGUGCCUCUUUGGAAAAUAAUUUUAUCGAUGUCGUCCUUCAGGGCAGAGAUAGCGACUACAGAACAGUAAAACUGAAGCGCUGGAUUUCACAUGUACUUCCUUCUGCCUUUUGGUUUAAAGCUGUAUUUUUGUUAACUAUGUAGCUAGAGUAUCUUAUUAAAAGGUUCUUACCUUUUGAAGAGUAGUUCUCACUGUUAAGUCAGACCAUCAGGUUCUUCCCCUCUAGUGCAUGUCAGCUGUAAAGAAAACGUAGCAUAAGCAGACAGAUGCUCUUUACAAAAUAAUGUCAACACUUAAACAUUUUCCAAAUUCAACCUGGAAUAAAAGACCAGUGCUUCCUGCCACCUGCAUGGGGCUAUUGCUGUUUUCUUGGGAGCGUCACAGAAAGAUCCGAGUCACGCAGUCUGAGACUGUACGUGUAGCAGGUCACAGUUCGCCCCUGUGUAUGUAGACUUGAGUGGAAUACCUGAGUCUGUUAGUGAAAGUCGUUUGCUGUAAUGGAGGGGAAAGCGAUAUUACUGCAACUGGGCCCUCAACGGAUCACUAAAGAGAUUCCUGUCGGCAACUCUCCCCACUGCAUGUAUCUGUCCACACGGCUUUCAAUGUGUAUAUUUUUACAUUAUGUAAAUUCUUAAUCAGCCUGUCCUGUUUAGAUUGUUCAUGUCAUUGUAUCUGACAUUCUUCUAAAUCCUGUGUGAUCAGUAAAAUUCCUGUAAGAAAUACUGCUUUUUUCAAAAAUGCCACACUUGGAGGGAUGACCUAUACUCUGCUUUAAUGGGUGGUCACUUUAUAGGAUCUCUAAAACCAAGUGCAUUUUUAAUGAAGUAAAGUGAAUAAAGGCACAACUAAACACUG